Perca fluviatilis (European perch) is the source of this 2568-nucleotide messenger RNA. RefSeq lists its product as uncharacterized. The coding region runs from base 1 to 750 and encodes 249 amino acids. The record is from RefSeq and is a predicted model, not a curated record. The transcript is spliced from 3 exons. Gene Ontology annotation, cellular component: nucleus. Gene Ontology annotation, biological process: regulation of transcription by RNA polymerase II; apoptotic process. Gene Ontology annotation, molecular function: RNA polymerase II cis-regulatory region sequence-specific DNA binding; DNA-binding transcription factor activity, RNA polymerase II-specific. Lineage: Eukaryota; Metazoa; Chordata; Actinopteri; Perciformes; Percidae.
AUGGGAAAGGGAGUGGGGAAGUGGGAUGGUGGAUGCCAGGGAGGAGAGCACGGGCGCGGGGGCUGGAACCGGGAACAGGAGCACGGGGAGACCAGGGCUGAGAGACCGACAGGGGAAGCACUGAAGCGCGGGGAGGCGAGAGCCGAGGCAGGCUGGUGCAGGAAACCUUGCGGAGGCUCAUCCAUGACGCAGGAGGCGCACGGAUCCAUCUCCCCAGGAACAAUUAAACGCUGUGUCGGGUGGGCAAACUCACGUGGUGCAAGUGUGAACAAAGUGUACCCGCUGUGGGAGACUGCGCUAACUCCCUCCAUCUCCACUAUUCCAGAAAAUCUGUUUGAGUCCCCCCCACCCCCAGACAUUUCCACCAAAGACAGUGUUACUCCCCCGGUCUCCGCUGUCCCUGUUACAACCGACUGUCCGGGGGAUAGUCUCCAGCUUCGUUUUCAGAAAUCUGGCACGGCCAAGUCCGUCACAUCCACUUAUUCUGAGCUUCUCAACAAGCUGUAUUCCCAACUGGCAAAGACCAGCUCGGUUGAAGUGCCAGUGAGCAAGGCGCUUCCUGCAGGGGCCCAGCGCUCCCCAGACUGCAGCGGAGCCCCUCCUGCCCCGCGGACUCUGCUGCCGCAGCCCCAACAGCCAGACCAGCCCCUCCAGCAUCAACUUUCCCCAGAUUCCUCUGGUCUGGCUGCAACCAUCCGAGGGCCGCUGGCCCCGCAGCUGUUUUGUUGUCUGUUUGUGCACAAGCUUUGACCAUUUAAAAGCCCACUUCUACAGAUAUGAUGAGCAGGUUUUUCUGUGUUUAGAAAGGCUAAGUUCGUCGAUUGCUGGAAAAGUUCUGUCCGAGCGGAGGUGAGACACAAACGUGGAAAAACACCAGGGCCAGAUGUUGUUCACUAGGACAGCUGUACAUAUUUUGUACAAUACAUAUUCUAUUUUAAUUAUUUUAUUUUAAUUUUAAGUUUGUAUACAUAUACUUAUUUUCCUUGUUUUUUAUAAGAAACACUGGAUUCUGUGUAUUCCAGGAUUGUAGACGCCAUGCAGUCACACACACAGACACAGGCAUACAAACUGAUGCACAGACACACAUGCCUGUCGUACCUGCUGAUGAAAACCGAGUGACGGAGAUUCACCGGCACACCCCUUCACCGGCACCCACCCCCUCCCCUCUCAUUUGAAUCAAAGUCUUUAAGUUCCGGGGGGAGUAGUACCAACAAAGUGUUUGUCUUCAUCGACCUGAUGUAAGCUGAUCAGUCCAGUUUACCCAGAGAGCUUCAGGAGAAAUAUGUACUGACUCGACGCAUUGCCAAGAAUGUUUUCAUUAAUCAAGAACGAAAGUCGGAGGUUCGAAGACGAUCAGAUACCGUCGUAGUUCCAACCAUAAACGAUGCCAACUAACCCUAUCAGUGCAGUUUACCCAGAGAGCUUCAGGAGAAAUAUGUACUGACUCGACGCAUUGGCACAGGAGUGUGUGGGGAAGUCAAACUGGCCUUUUGAGAGAUCGUCCUGCAGGAAGUUUGCCAUGAAAAUAAUCAACAAGAAGAACUUUCAAUAUGAAGGGACAGCGACGAGAAACGCACAAACUGAGAUCGAGAUUCUGGAGAGAAUCAACCACCCAUAUUCCCACAGUGAAUAAUGGGACUGAAGCAUGGAGACCAAAUUGAAAUAUGGAAAUUCUGCUCAUUGACUAUGAUGUAAAUGAUGACCUGGCCCAGGGGAUUCAAGAAAAUCUAUUUGAGUUCCCCCCCCCCCGAGAUUUCCACCAAAGACUGUGUUACUCCCCCUGCCUCCACUGUCCCUGUUACAACUAAUGAAGUGCUAGUGAGCAAGGAGCUUCCUCCGGGUGCUAUCAUCAGGGCUACAGCGGUUUAUAAGAAGACAUCAGCUGUUUAUAGGCUGAAACUUAAAGGAAAUGACGAAAGGGCACCACCAGGAGUGGAGCCUGAAGGGACAGCGACAAGAAACACACAGACUUAGAUUGAGAUUCUAGAAAUUAUAGUAUAGAAAUUAUAGAAAAAGAACAAACGUGUGCCAACAGGCCAUUUAAUAUGGGUUAACCUUUAUGUAGAGAGAGGGGUGAAACAGGGCUGCCCUCUGAGUUGCUCUAUACAUCCUGGCCGUCAACCCCCUUAUUAAUACUAUAAACUCUGAUAGGGUUAUAUCUGGCACACGCUUUGGGCUCGUUCCCAAAGUUACUGCCAUGGCGUACACAGAUGAUGUCAGCGGCCAUCUCCAGGAAUGCUCUCUGGGUCGCUGAUCGCUCCAAGUGGAGGAAAAGGAGAGGGAGAGCAGACACGAUCCAGAAUAUACCCUCAUUUAUGUUGAUUUAAUGUAUGAAUAUGAAAAACUUAAAAUUGACUGGAAUGGCCUCCCGAGUGAAAUUAUUUAUUUUGAAAUUGCAGUAAAUCACUGGACAUUUUUUGUUGUUAAAUAGAAACUCCAAGACACAACAGAGCUCAGUUUGCACAUUUUAUUUUAUUAGUUAAAUUUUUGUAAUUGUUGUAUUGUUUAUAAUGAUGUGUCAUGUAGCCUGUUGUCUGUUUAAAUGUAUAACUUGUAAAGUGGCAGGGG